Messenger RNA from Alternaria arborescens, 2073 nucleotides. RefSeq lists its product as hypothetical. NCBI's taxonomy places the organism in Eukaryota, Fungi, Ascomycota, Dothideomycetes, Pleosporales, Pleosporaceae. The record is from RefSeq and is a predicted model, not a curated record. The transcript has a single exon. Gene Ontology annotation, biological process: carbohydrate metabolic process. Gene Ontology annotation, molecular function: alpha-L-fucosidase activity. The coding region runs from base 1 to 2073 and encodes 690 amino acids.
AUGGACAUCUUCUUUGAUGGCACUAGCGAGUACGAUAACACGACGUACGAACGUUGGCUGGAUCUUGAGACUGCUGUGGCUGGUGUAAGGUUCAAUGUCAACGAAACAAUUUACGAGCGAGAGGUCUUCGUAUCAACACCGGACGAUGUUCUUGUGCAUCACUUUCGAACAACCGGACCUGAUAAAUUGUCAUUUCAAAUGCGCGUACACCGACCGGAGGAUGGUGGCAAUGAGGCCUCAGACCAAGAUUGGAACGAAAACGGUGUCACAUACAUGACUGGAGCGACCGGUGGCGUCGAUCCUAUUGUGUUCACAACAGCUUUGGCAAUAAACACUGAUGGUAAUGUCAAAACGCUUGGUGAAUUUAUUGUUGUCGAAAACGCUACGGAAGCGACUGCUUUCUUCACUGCUUCUACCUCAUAUCGGCACAACAAUACACGGAUGGCUGUGGACAGCACUAUGCAGCUAGCUCGCUCCCGCCCGUACACCGAGCUUCGAAAGCGCCAUAUCGGAGACUAUGCGCCACUCUACAACGCUAGUAUUCUGGAACUGAAUGGAUCUGAUGCGGAAGCUAGUAGUCUACCAACAGACGAGCGAAUCAACGCUACACGCGAAGGUUCCAUUGAUCCAGGGUUGACCGCCCUAUCAUACAACUAUGGUCGCUACCUACUGAUAUCGUCAUCGCGUAAUGGGACGUUGCCUGCAAAUCUUCAAGGCAUCUGGAACAAAGAGUUCGCACCGCAAUGGGGCUCCAAGUACACCGUCAACAUCAACCUUCAGAUGAACUAUUGGCCAGCCGAAGUCACUAGUCUAUCAGAUCUACACGCACCCCUGUUUGACCUUCUAGAGAUCAUGCGCAAGGACGGUACACAUACCGCUAAUGAAAUGUACAAUACCACUGGAUGGAUGAGCCAUCAUAACACUGAUCUUUGGGGGGACACUGCGCCUGUCGACAGGUGGCUACCAGCCACGUACUGGACCUUGUCUUCCGGAUGGCUUGUUACGCACAUACUGGAGCAUUAUUGGUACACUGGCGACAAGGACUUUCUAGUUUCGAAGUUGGCGACAGUCUCCGAGGCCAUCGAAUUCUACCUCAACACACUACAGCCAUACAGCAUCAACGGGACGGAAUAUCUUGUGACCAAUCCAUCGGUAUCCCCGGAGAAUACUUACAUCGGUUCGGACGGGAAAUCAUAUCACUUCGAUAUCUCGCCGACAUGCGAUGUCGAGAUCCUCAAUGAACUAUUCACAAACUACAUUCGUGCGGUUGCCACCCUCAAUAAUGCCACCACAAACACAUCUUUCCUCAGUCGCGUCCGAGAAACCCAAGCCCGGCUUCCUCCAUAUCGCUACUCGACGCGUUAUCCUGGCACGUUACAGGAGUGGAUGCAAGAUUACGAACAAGCAGAACCAGGCCACCGCCACGUCUCGCACCUAUACGCCCUAUAUCCCGGUACCCAAAUCCUUCCACCCGGUGCUCCAGGCUACGACGCCAAGCUUUUCAAUGCCGCGGCUGCGACUCUCGAAGACCGACUUUCUCACAACGGCGCUGGAACGGGAUGGUCGCGCGCAUGGACAAUCAACUGGUACGCGCGGCUACAAAACCGCACAGCGCUGGCAGAGAACACGUACCAGUUCUUCAACAGCAGUGUUUACAACAACUUGAUGGAUGUGAAUGAGGGCGUUUUCCAGAUCGAUGGGAACCUGGGCUUCGUUAGUGGUGUUGCGGAAGCGCUACUCCAGUCGCAUAUUGUGGAUGAGGAAGGCGUACGGGAGGUAUGGCUACUACCUGUGCUGCCCGAGCAAUGGAACUCUGGGAGAGUGUCUGGGCUUGUGGCUAGGGGUGGGUUUGUGUUUGAUAUUGAAUGGGUAGAGGGCAGAAUCAGCAGGAUGAAAAUUCUGAGCCGUGUCGGUGGCGUCGUAGUGAUCCAAUAUGACGGAGGAUCCGAAAAUGGCACAGUAGCUGGUGAGAUGAUUACGGCGAGUUCUGGGGUGAUUCAAGCGGUUUCUGGUGGGAAGAUAAGGCUGGACACAAAGGCGAGCCAGACGAUGGAAUAUGAGUUCAUGUGGUGA